Eupeodes corollae is the source of this 506-nucleotide messenger RNA. RefSeq names its product chorion protein S16 (gene Cp16). Bases 49 to 354 code for a protein of 101 amino acids. The transcript is spliced from 2 exons. Gene Ontology annotation, cellular component: egg chorion. Gene Ontology annotation, biological process: multicellular organism development. The record is from RefSeq and is a predicted model, not a curated record. Lineage: Eukaryota; Metazoa; Arthropoda; Insecta; Diptera; Syrphidae.
CUUCGUACAUUUGUGGAGUCAUAAGUUUACACCAAAACAAACAACAAAAUGUUCAAACUUGCUGUGAUCCUUGUUUGCGCUGCUGUUUGCAUGAGCCCAGCUGUUGAAGGAGCUGCCGCAGGAGUUGAAGCCAGUGCUUCCCCAGUCGAGACCCUUAACCCAGCCCUCAUCGAUUUAUAUGGCUAUCAAAUUGGAUCACCUCUAUUGACUCCAAACAAUGGUCCCUGGACCUCAUUGUUGGGAGCUUCAAUGCCACCACGCACUUACAUUGGCCAAUCUAACCCAGUUCUUGUACGUACUCCACUUAGCGAUCACUUUGUUGGUGAAUCAUCCAUUGGCAUUAUUGCUAUGUAAAUUGUUGUAUUUAUUAAUAUUGCAAUUGGAGAAGUUGAAAAUAGGGCAUUUAAAAUGUGCUUACCGAAAGAAAAACCUUAAUUCAGUGAAAGAUUCAUGUUAGCUAUGCAUAACGUGAAACUGAAAAAGUACUUUUAAGUUGUUAAUAAAAG